GACUGUUCUGCUUCCGUUUGACAUCUUUGAGUUCGGUCUCUUUCGCAACAGAGAGUAAGAUAGAGAGAGAGAGGAAUUGGGAGGAGCAGAGGCGAUCGGGAAGUUGGAAGGAGGGGAUUGUUCGUAUCCAAGUUGCAGUUUUAUAUGAUUUUUUUUUAUCUGUUUGGACUUUUUAGGUCAACUUGGAUUUUACACAGCUUUCACCUGUGUGAGAUUCUUCUUCUUUUCGUUAAUUUAGUUUUAUCUGAGUGGUAGUUUUUCGAAGGAGCGCCGCAUGAUGAAGCGGCUUCUCUAAUUUGUGAGGCUUCUCUGAGUCCACAUGUGCGUGUUUCUAUCAUCUCCAUCCGCUACAGUACUGGCAGCGGGGUUUGAGCCCCUUUUUUUUUUUUUUUUGCCGUUUUCGCCUAUCUUCUCCGUAGGGGGUAGCUCGGGAUCUUAAUUUGUUUGGUUUUGUUUGGAGGGAGGUGGCGAAGGAGGCGCUAAGUUAGCUUUUGGCUCUGUUUGCUUGGCUUCUAUCUCUUCCUUUCCGUCCAAUAAAUCCGGAUCCUUUGCGUUGUUUAUUGAAAAGGGAGAAGAUCGAAGCUCCGUUUAAGCGUUUCUUGUUUGUCUUCCUUGAUACUCUGGGUUUUCUUUCUGUCCCUCAGUUUUUUUUUUUCCUCGACUUUCCUUUUUUCUUCUUCAGUGUGCUCGGGAUCUGUUUGGCGGUUGGGGGUUCGAGGUAUAUAUUGGUUUCAGAGGGAUUAUAUAUUGAAACUCGUUGUGGGAGAAAAAGGGAGGAAUUUUAAAUGAGUUUUGACGGCUUAUUCGACUCUGGUAGCUCCGGCGGUCUGCCGCCGUACUCCGCCGGAGGCGUACAGCAGACGCGUCUUCUCUCAAAUCCAGCCUUCAGUUCUCCCGGCCUCUCCCUCGGCCUGCAAAUGAACACCGCCGGACAGGGGGAGAUGAGCAGAUUAGGAGUUUUUACCGGAGAUGCGGAGACGAUGGUUAAGAACAGGGAGGAUGAGAAUGAGAGCAGAUCAGGCGGUAGUGACAACCUCGAAGGCGGCUCCGGCGACGAUAUCGACCAAGAGAAUCCUCGCAAGAAGAAGAGAUACCACCGCCACACUCCACAACAAAUUCAAGAGCUCGAAGCUCUCUUUAAGGAGUGCCCUCACCCGGAUGAAAAGCAACGAAUGGAGCUGAGCAAGCGUCUCAACCUCGACCCACGCCAGGUCAAGUUCUGGUUCCAGAACCGCCGCACGCAGAUGAAGACGCAGAUCGAGCGGCACGAAAACUCGAUUCUCCGCUCGGAGAACGACAAGCUCCGCGCUGAGAACCUGACCAUCAGGGAAGCGAUGCGAAGCCCGGUGUGCGGCUCCUGCGGUAGUCCGGCGAUGCUUGGGGAGGUUUCACUUGAAGAGCAACACCUCAGGAUUGAAAAUGCACGCCUCAAAGACGAACUCGACCGCGUGUGCGCCCUAGCCUCCAGGUUCCUCGGCCGCCCCAUGUCCUCUCUAUCAUCCCCUUUCUCUCCGGCGCCACUCGACCUCGGCGUUGGCUUCACGGCCCUCACUGCAAUGGGCGGCGGGGAUAAUUACCCAUCCGGAAGCUCCAUGCUGCAGCCCGCACGUGCCGUCCUUGCCGGCUCCGAGAGGUCGAUGUUGCUCGAGCUUGCGUUGGCAGCAAUGGAUGAACUAAUAAAGUUGGCGCAGAUGGACGCUCCCUUUUGGAUCCCGAACAUCGACGGCCGGGGCGAGGUUCUCAACUUAGACGAAUACUCAAGAUCUUUGCAUCGUUGCGUUGGCCCGAAGCCGGCUGAGUUCGUCUCGGAGGCAACGAGAGAGACGGGAAUCGUUCUCAUCAAUAGCAUGAUCCUCAUUGAUUCCUUCAUGGAUGUGACCCGUUGGGCGAAAAUGUUCCCAUGCAUCGUCGCCAAAGCCGGCACCAUUGACAUCAUAUCGAGCGGCAUGGGGGGCACUCGAAACGGCGCAUUGCAACUGAUGCAUGCGGAGCUGCAAGUUCUAACGCCGCUUGUGCCGGUGAGGGAGGUGAGCUUCCUGAGAUUCUGCAAGCAGCACGCGGAGGGUGUGUGGGCCGUCGUUGACGUUUCAGUGGACGGCAUUCGCGAAAGCCUCGCUGCUUCCGGCGCUCACAUGAGUUGCCGGCGCCUCCCGUCGGGCUUUUUGGUGCAAGCAAUGCCCAGCGGCUAUUCCAAGGUCACAUGGGUGGAACACGCGGAAUACGACGAAACGGCGGUGCACCAGCUCUUCCGUCCUCCGCUGCGCUCUGGCCUUGGCCUCGGCGCUCGUCGGUGGCUCUCGGCGCUCCAGCGACAGGCCGAAUGCCUCGCCAUAAUGGCCGCCUCUUCGCCCCCGCCCGGCGAUAACCCCGCGGCGAUAACGGUUGCAGGGAGGAGAAGCAUGCUGCGGCUGGCGGGAAGGAUGACGGAAAACUUCUGCGCCGGAGUGUGCGCUUGGGCGGAGAGGAAGUGGAGGGAACUGCGGUCGGUGGAGGUCGGGGAGGACAUGGUGCGGGUUAUGACGAGGCAGAGCGUGGAUGAUCCCGGUGAGCCUCCUGGGGUUGUACUGAGCGCGGCGACGUCCGUGUGGCUCCCGUUGGUCUCUGCACAGCGCUUGUUCGAGUUCCUGAGGGACGAGCAUCUGCGGCGGGAGUGGGACAUUCUUUCCAAUGGUGGCCCUAUGCAGGAGGUCGCCCAUAUAGCCAAGGGCCAGGACCAUGGAAACGCUGUAUCCCUCCUCCGCGCCACUGUCCCCGCCACCUCUUCCUCUAUGGAUGCCAAUGGAAAUCAGAAACAUGAAGAUGAGAGCAUGUUGAUACUGCAAGAAACAAGCACAGAUGCGGCGGGCUCAUUGGUGGUUUACGCCCCGGUCGACGCUCCUGCCAUUAACCUUGUCAUGAACGGCGGCGAUUCAUCCUACGUUGCGCUGCUGCCCUCCGGCUUCGCCAUUCUACCUGAUGGCAGUGGUGGCUCCGGCAGCGUAGGAGGAUCCCUACUUACUGUAGCCUUCCAGAUUCUUGUCACCACCCUCUCCACGGCUGAGCUCACCGUUCAAUCGGUCGACACAGUCAAAAGCCUAAUUUCCUGCACCGUCCUGAAAAUCAAGUCCGCACUGACUUGCUAAAGCUGAAUUUCCCAACCCCACAAAGCUACCUAAUUUUUCCGUAUUAUAUAUAUAUCUAUAUCUAUUAAUAUAUUAUAGAGAGAGAGAGAGAGAAGCGCUAAUAAUCAGUUAAUUAGACUUUUUUUUUUUUUUUGGUUUUUUUUUUUGUUGUUGUUGUUGGGAACAAUAAAGUGGGCUAAGAAGAGAAGAAAUGGUUGUGGUUUGCAUGGUUGCUGUGCGCAAUGCGGUCAGGGUCGAGUCAAGAACGAACCUCGCUAUGAGGUGAGAGGUAAGGAAUGGCAUCGAACAGCGGUGGCGGUUCGGGUAUUGACUCCGCUUUCCUUGUGCCAUGGCUCUUAUAGAUUUUAUAUUUCCCUAUAAUUCUGAAACUGUUCUAAGAAGAUCAUAAAGUGUUAUAGUUUAUGAGUCUGUGUAUUUAGGUCAUCAUCCUUUUGCUUUAUGUACUGUUACUGGCCAUCAAUGGAUUCCUGGUUGGGCUAUUAUUCUGUGGAAA
Dendrobium catenatum is the source of this 3615-nucleotide messenger RNA. RefSeq names its product homeobox-leucine zipper protein ROC6. Gene Ontology annotation, molecular function: DNA binding; lipid binding; DNA-binding transcription factor activity, RNA polymerase II-specific. Gene Ontology annotation, biological process: regulation of DNA-templated transcription. NCBI's taxonomy places the organism in Eukaryota, Viridiplantae, Streptophyta, Magnoliopsida, Asparagales, Orchidaceae. The coding region runs from base 786 to 3122 and encodes 778 amino acids. The transcript is spliced from 10 exons. The record is from RefSeq and is a predicted model, not a curated record.